Messenger RNA from Talaromyces amestolkiae, 591 nucleotides. RefSeq lists its product as uncharacterized. The coding region runs from base 1 to 591 and encodes 196 amino acids. The record is from RefSeq and is a predicted model, not a curated record. NCBI's taxonomy places the organism in Eukaryota, Fungi, Ascomycota, Eurotiomycetes, Eurotiales, Trichocomaceae. Gene Ontology annotation, molecular function: GTP binding; GTPase activity. Gene Ontology annotation, biological process: small GTPase-mediated signal transduction. The transcript has 8 exons.
AUGAAUCUCUGUGGCCGGCAAAAGGUUGUUCAGCGGAAGAUGGUGCUUCUUGGAGAUGGAGCUUGCGGAAAGACAUCGGCUUUGAAUGUGUUUACUAGAGGGUUCUUCCCAACUGUUUACGAACCGACGGUUUUUGAAAACUAUGUUCAUGACAUCUUCGUCGACAACACACAUAUGGAACUAUCUCUAUGGGACACAGCCGGACAAGAAGAAUUCGACCGUUUGCGCGCACUUUCCUAUGAAGAUACACACGUGAUCAUGCUCUGUUUCAGCGUCGACAAUCGAGAUUCCUUCGAAAACGUAUCCACCAAAUGGAUGGCCGAAAUCCAUGAAAACUGUCCUGGCGUAAAGAUGGUUCUAACAGCACUCAAAUGCGAUUUGCGCAAGGACGAAGAACAGAAUGAGAAUCCGGAGGCGGUUACAUUCGAUGAAGGACUGGCAAAGGCCAAAGAGGUCGGGGCUGUUAAGUACCUGGAGUGCUCGGCUGUUCAGAAUCGUGGUAUUCGCGAGACGUUCUAUGAAGCUGCCAAGGUGGCUUUAGAAGUGAAGCCAGCUAGUGGCAGCUCUAGUGGCGGAUGCGUUAUUCUUUAA